CUUCUCAGUGUGCUGUCGCCUGCGGUGCCUGCGGUGCCUGCGGUGUCGCCAUGGGGAAGAAAGCCUCUGUGGGGAAGCGGCCUCGUGGGGCGAAGACUGGUGCAGCCAAUCGCGGCAACCGAGCCGGACAAGGAGCUCUGAGACCAGGUUCUGCUUUGAAGCACUCCAAUGCUUCCUCCAAGCCUGGUCGAACCACACCCAAGGGUGACACCCGGGUGACCAAAGCGGGCUCCCACAUGCGGUCGGAAAGUACCAUCAAAAGGCUUCAGAUGUACAACAAGAAGCCAGAUCGUCGAAGGAUGAAAGAGCAGUCGCUGAAACCCGUUCGAAUCCAGCCGGAUCGAAGGUGGUUUGGAAACACGCGCGUCAUCGCUCAAGAGAAGAUGCAGCAAUUCCGAGAGACGAUUGCGAAAGGGGUCGAAGAUCCUUUCUCGGUGGUGCUGAAAAGCUCCAAGUUGCCCAUGUCGCUGUUGCGUGACACAGAAUCAAAAGCCUCGAGGAUGGACCUUCUGUCCGUAUCCCCAUAUAAGGAGGUCUUCAGCAAAAAGCGACAGCAGAAGAGGGCCAAGAUCGGCGCAAACGAUUUGGAAGGUCUUUUGGAGGCUGCAGACAAGGCAGCAGAGGGCUAUGUGGGAAGUCAAGACAAAUCUGCCUUGGUCGAUGCAUCCACUGGCCUUGAACGUCCAAUGGAGGAUUCAGCAGGUCACGCUGGUGAGGAGAUUUUCAACAAGGGCACCUCGCGACGAAUCUGGGGAGAGCUCUACAAGGUCGUGGAUGCUUCUGACGUCUUAGUAUUUGUGCUGGAUGCCAGAGAUCCCAUGGGCACCCGGUGCCUACAGCUGGAACGUGAGCUCCGGCGACGGCAGAAACACGUGGUCCUGUUGUUGAACAAGGUGGACCUGGUUCCGACCUGGGUCACCCGACGGUGGGUCCAAGAGCUUAUGAAGGAGUUCCCCACGUUGGCGUUCCACGCAUCCAUCACCAAUCCCUUUGGAAAGAACUCCUUGCUGAAUCUGCUGCGCCAAUUUGGCAACCUGCUGAAGGACAAGAAGCACGUGACCAUUGGAAUGGUCGGCUACCCCAAUGUGGGUAAGUCUUCAGUGAUCAACACGUUGAAGAGGAAGACGGUCUGUAAAGCUGCCCCUGUGCCUGGAGAGACUCGGGUUUGGCAAUACAUCGCUCUCACGAGGAAGCUUUAUUUGCUCGACUGUCCCGGGAUUGUUCCGCCUUCGCCCAGUGACUUUGAAGCCGACUGCGCGAAGGUAUUGAAAGGUGUUGUUCGCGCAGAACGCUUGAAGACGCCUUCAGACUACAUCCAUGAGGUGCUACAGCGUGUGAAGAAGCCAUAUUUGCUGCAACGGUACAAGCUGGCGCCAGAUACCACCUGGAAUGAUAGCGAAGAGUUUCUGACCAUUCUGGGGAAAAAGAUGGGCAAGCUCGUGAAGGGUGGCGAUGCAGACAUCGACACCGCGGCUCGCAUCGUCCUCUACGACUGGCAGCGCGGGCGCAUUCCGUACUUCACCGCGCCGCCGGAGCUGCUGGAGACCGAAGAGGACGAGGCCGGCGCUGGCGGAGCCGGAGCGGCACCAUCUGGGCCCGCAGGGCACGUUCCAACGGAAGCAGCGAUCGCGGAGAUUCCGUGCGUCCACGUCUUCGAUGAGGAGGAUCGGCGUGGAGAAGCAGCUCCAACUGCACCAGCUGCACCAGCAGAAGAAGCAGAAGGAAAGGAGGCACCGGCUGAUGCUGAAACACGAAAGCGACCCGCACCUGAGGCAGAGGUGGCCGAAAGGCCCAAGAAGGCUCGUAAAAGAAAAGCACGAAAGACGAGGCCAGCUGCAGCGACAGCCCCUGGGCCUGAGCCUGGCAGUUUGGACUGGAAGGCAGUCGUCGCUGAGUUUGGCAUUUAGUGAAACCACAUUAGUUUUUGCAUCGUCACAAUUUCAUGUCUCACAGAGUCUCACAUCGGGAGUUUUUGCUGCAUCACCAUCAGCCAGCAGACCCUGGAAA
Messenger RNA from Cladocopium goreaui, 2007 nucleotides. Lineage: Eukaryota; Dinophyceae; Suessiales; Symbiodiniaceae. The record is from the annotation of a GenBank genome assembly.